This is a messenger RNA of Ceratosolen solmsi marchali, 2966 nucleotides long. RefSeq names its product zinc finger protein 598. NCBI's taxonomy places the organism in Eukaryota, Metazoa, Arthropoda, Insecta, Hymenoptera, Agaonidae. Gene Ontology annotation, biological process: rescue of stalled cytosolic ribosome; protein ubiquitination. Gene Ontology annotation, molecular function: ribosome binding; ubiquitin protein ligase activity. The transcript is spliced from 8 exons. The record is from RefSeq and is a predicted model, not a curated record. Bases 164 to 2740 code for a protein of 858 amino acids.
CAAUUAAUCUAUUUUGGUACUCAGUGAUUCCUAAUUUUUAAAGAUUAAAAUUUUAAGUACUAGCGACAGCUAAGACAUACUGGAAAAUUUGGUGGAUUAAGAGAUUCAGACCAAUAGAUACUGCCAACUGUUCAAUAAUAUCAGUAAAUUAAAGUUGACAAAUAUGUCAGUAUCCAAUGAUAAUAGUAACAAUUAUAGCAAUACUUGUGUUGUUUGUUACAAAAAUGUUGAGUACUAUAGUAUUGGCAUGUGCGAGCAUCCUGUUUGCUUUGAGUGCAGUACUCGUAUGAGAGUAUUAUGUCAACAAAAUGAAUGUCCCAUAUGUAGGCAGGACCUGCCAAAGGUAGUAUUUACAAAAGAGAUCAAAGCUUUCCGUUUUUUAAAGAAGGGAAAUUUAUUGGAUAUAAAGUACAAUAUAUAUUUUGAUAAUGCUGAAAUUCAAAACAAAUUUCUCAUACUAUUGGCACAUACUUGUACUAUUUGUGCCAAUCAAGUCUUCGGUUCAUUUACCAAUCUUCAGGAUCACAUGAAAAGGAAGCACGACCUACAUUAUUGCCAACUCUGUGCUGAUAAUCUGAAAAUCUUCUCGUACGAGCGCCGUUGCUACACGAGGGCAGAACUGUCGAAGCAUCAAAGCAAAGGCGACCAGGAUGACAAGAGCCACAAGGGCCAUCCUCUAUGCGAGUUUUGCGAUCAACGUUACAUGGACGUCGACGAGCUGUACAGACACCUCCGACGUGACCACCUCUUUUGCCACUUUUGCGACGCGGACGGCUUCCAUCAGUACUACAACUCUUAUGACUAUUUGCGCAAGCACUUUCAGACGGAGCACCACCUUUGCGAGGAGGGCAGUUGCAUUAGCGAGCCAUUGACGAGCGUCUUCCGCACGGACAUCGACCUUAGGGCCCACAAGGCUAAAAAACAUGGGAAACAACUCGGCAAAGCCGCGGCCAAGCAGGCGCGUACCCUCGAACUCGAAUUCACCCUCGCGCCCCGGGGCGAUCUUAGGGGCAGGAGGGGACCGCCAGGCGCAACGAGGGGCUCACGGGAUCACGGGGGCUACCAUCAGCCUCAUCAGCAAUUGGAGGUUGAGCCAGCGAUAGAAAAGCCAGUAUUUACCCGACAGCCCCUCGUAGAUGUUCAGUCGACCCAGGAGUUCCCGCGAUUGGGUAAUGUCGAGUCCUCACCAUGCCCGGCGCCGGGUCCCGGUCAAUCCAAAACCCGAGGUAAUCUUACCAUAUGCAGCACCUUGCGCAAGGGCAAUUACGACGAGAACUUCCCGGCGUUGGGACCCGAGUCCGCAGCCGCACCCCCGAGCUUGCCCAAGUCUUUCAAUGUGAGCGUAUCGAGCACGAAUAAGGCCGCGAGAUCGACUUUCGCUAAGCCGGCCACCACCGCCGCACCCGAUCUCUCCAUCCAUGUUAAUCGCAGGCCGAACGGUAUGGUGAUGACGCGCUUGAGCGGAAGCUCGAGCCUUCGCAUAAAACCCGGGCCUUCCCGUGACUCGGACUUUCCGGCUUUGGGACAAGGUAGCACGGGAUCAGCCGCGGAUCCUUCUACGCGAACCUGGACGAAGAUUACGUGUGUAAAGCCAACGACAACUCAAGUCAAGAAGGUCGCACCGGCCCCGCUCACUACCUCACCCCCUCCUCUACGUUCUGGCCAGGAUUACCCGAGCUUGGCGAAGCCGACCAAGGGCCAAGGCAAGGGUAAGGAAACGACAGCUCCGAACGGCUCUCCCUCCCCUUGGCUUCAGGUUCACACAACGGACUCGAGCGACAAAUUCGCAACGAUAACGGCGGACGCGACAAAAGGCAAAGCUAAGAAGAAAAAAAUGAAGCAACAGCAGCAACAGCAGCAGCAGCAGCAACAUAACAGUCUUACGAACAACGAAUCGACUAGCCACGUCCACGACGUAAACCGAAAAGCCGAGCAGAGAAGUCCAUCUAAGGAUACGGAACAAGAAUCGAGUACGGUUGCACCUGUGACAAUACCACGCAAGCGCUCGGAAUUAAAGAUCGAGAAUCUCAAUACGAAGAACAACAACUUAAGCACUAAAGUAAAAACCAGUGACAGUACUCGGGCCAAUAACUUUCCGGUAUUAAGUCGAAGUGGUAAUCGACCCCCGGGUCUCGGGAGUCCGCCUCCGGGUUUCGGCGGCUCGACGACUGCAACUACACCGGCAACGCCGCCUCCGGGUUUUCUCAGCCGUCUCAAUGGCCUCACCUUCACCAACAGUUCCGGCGAGAACUACACCAUUGUACCUGAUGAAACGGACCAACCGCAUCGCUGCUACACUUAUCAGCAGCCCGAUAACUUUCAGCGACGUAAUCAGAGCCUCAUGGCCAAGUUCAAUGACUGCCUUGGUCCCGAUGACGGCGAAGACUUUAAAGCUUUUCGCUAUCUUAGUCGACUAUAUCGCUCCGGCAUUUACAAUGCUGCCACGUAUUACAAGCAAUGCCGUACGGUGAUGGGCGUAGGAUCGUUCAAGCGGCUAUUCCCGGAACUCCUGGCAUUGCUCCCGGACAUUGAUAAGCAACGCGAGCUCUUCGAAGUCCACAAAAACGAGGCGUCUGCGGACGACGUGUUCAUGGCCGACCUCAUCGAGUGCCCUAAGUGUGGCCAAAUUCUCCACAAAGUCGAUCUCCAUUCCCAUGCCACUAGUCACAGUAUCGAGAACCAUUUUCCGGUGCUUGGCAAGAAUAGCCCUGCGAGUAACCACGUCUUGCCCAAGAAUUAAUCCUUUCACUCCAACGCAGCUAUCUCCCAUUCAAGAUAUCAGAGAGCACUGCGGAGGUAUGUUGUUAAAGGGCAUGCGCGAUUUAAGAUUGAGAAUCAACGGUGGCUUCUCUUCUUUCUUUAUCAUUCGAUAGGAAGUUUAAAGUCACGUCCAUUGCGUGUCAAGCUAAAGAGGGGCAACCCGAAUGUAUAUAACAGCAACACUAGCAACCACAACAAGAGCAGCA